CUGAGCUCUCUUCUUAGUUCUUCCCCCAUUGCUAACUGAUAAGUCGAGCUGAAUCGUCAGCAAGCAGCAGCAGCUUGAUCCUGUAGCUCUACUUGAGAUUAUUGCUGAUCCAACUGCUUAUAUGUUAAGCAAGUAGAGUAGCUUGGUUGAGCCAGUGGUGAUCGACAUAUAUAUCAAGCUCUAGCUAGCUGAUCGAUCGCCAGCCAUGGGCGACUCCUCGUCCUCAGCUUCUUACAUCAGAAUGGUUCACCACCUGAUAGAGAAGUGCAUUUGCUUCAACCUGAACAAGCAGGAGUGCAUGGAUGCCCUGGAGAAGCACGCCAACAUCAACCCUGUCGUCACUUCUACAGUGUGGAAGGAGCUGGAGAAGGAGAACAGGGAGUUCUUCGAGACGUACAACAAGGACAGGGCGGAGCGCAACAUCGAGGCGGAGACGAUGCAGCGGAUCCAGAAGAUGCUCUCCGACGCGGCGGCUUCCAAGGCCGACGACGACCAGAGCUAGCUAGCUUAGCUUAGCGACCAUGAGCUCGUUCGUUCACAUGCAUGACCAGUUCUUCACACGAUUAAGCUAGCUAGCUCUUAAUUUGUUUGAUUUGAUUUGGCGCCAUCCAUUGAGAGCACUUGCACCACAUAAUAGGGGUACGUGUGCCAGACGACAUUCGCAUGCAUGUAGCUGCAUCAAAACCAUAAACAUGUAGUUGUACUAGUGUACUACUAUUAGGAUGUACAAGAAAUCAGGACAUCAGGUAUCAUAUGUUUAGUACAUGUAAGCAUAUGUACAUACAUGAAUGCAUGUGUGGAAUAUUCAGGAUGGAGGACAUGUACGUAUGCACCCUUCGCUCUACAGGUGCAGCUGUCGCACUAUCUUUUGCUAAUCCUUCGAUGACACGUGGUGUGGUGACGUGUACUACUUAACCCAUGAGCCAGACAACCAGGGCCCCCGGCCGGGCUAGCUAGUUGGCGCCACUCUA
Oryza brachyantha (malo sina) is the source of this 971-nucleotide messenger RNA. RefSeq lists its product as uncharacterized. The transcript is spliced from 3 exons. The record is from RefSeq and is a predicted model, not a curated record. The coding region runs from base 206 to 502 and encodes 98 amino acids. NCBI's taxonomy places the organism in Eukaryota, Viridiplantae, Streptophyta, Magnoliopsida, Poales, Poaceae.